Messenger RNA from Pomacea canaliculata, 3625 nucleotides. Its product is annotated as dentin sialophosphoprotein-like. The transcript has 2 exons. Lineage: Eukaryota; Metazoa; Mollusca; Gastropoda; Architaenioglossa; Ampullariidae. The record is from RefSeq and is a predicted model, not a curated record. Bases 866 to 2890 code for a protein of 674 amino acids.
GACUGUUAUCGAUGAGUCAAGCUCGACUGUUAGGUUUGGCAGUUGAGUUCGAUGGGAACACACCGACUGGUACAGUCUUUAAGAUGUCUUCACAGCCCAAGCCUUAUUUUCAAAUCCCUGAACGGCACAGGGCAGCGGCUACAGCAGGUUAUAGGAAGAUGCUUCUGCUGGCAUGUUUCUCCUUGCUCACCUUGACUUUUGGGGUCACUGAUGGCGCUUCUGUCGAUCAUAGCUUUAGCAAGAGGGAACAAGACUCGAACGCGAAUGUCGCAGACCGGAAACAAGAGGGCGUCCGCUUGCCUGUGCAAGACCAAGACGAAUUGACAAAAAUCAUAGAAGCUUCCCAACCUAGGUAUCGCAGAAUCCUGGAACCCAUCCUGAAGAACAGCGAGCACGUAAACCAGGAAGCGGAAAUGAAAAAUGAAGCAACGGUAUCAGACGCAAACGACAAAGCCAGGGGCAGAGGCCCCAAUCUUCAAGUUCUUACUGAAAAGGACAGCAAGACUCCGACAAGGGAACGAUCUUUGAAAGAAAAGUCGAAGCUAGAGGACACGAUGCCACGGACGCCAGCGCCACUCACACAGACAAAAGCCAGGAGGACGAAAGAGGACUCGAGACCAUUUUCCGCUGCUGAAAGAGCAGAUGUCGCCACGGAAACACAGAAACCGGACAGGAACUUGCAGGGUCAAGACACGGAGGAGGAUGGAAGCUUUCCACAACAGCUAAGAAACUCAGGUCUCAAGGACGCCACUUCCGGAGAUGGUUCUCAACAGGGUCGUCCCCUUAGCAUCAAACCGUUGCGAAUGCGCGCAUUAAGGAGAAAUCUGGAAAAAAAAUAGUAAGGAGAAAGAGGAGUACUGGACAGAUGACUGAUCACCAUGAGACCAACUCGAAUGCCUUUCCGGCGUACAAAUCUGAUAAAAAUUAUGGCGAUGUAAGCAAUGUCCCCUACAAAGACUCCAGUACCAGCCAAGAAGCCUACGUCCAAGGGGCUCCUGAAGCGAGCUCCAUGAACUCGCCGCACGGGGGGGAGGAGAGACAUGGGGGAAGCAACGUGUACACGGACAACCUGUUUGCUGCUGCCUUAGCUAUUCACAAGAACACCGAUAUCGAUGAGGAGAAGGCUUGGGACGACGUUAUGAGUCGUCUGCACAAUCCAACGCCACCAGAGACAGACUCUGCCUCACACGAAGAGUCCAAGUUCCAUGCUGCCAGUGCUCGAAACACCCGAAAAGAAGCGCUCGACAGUUCGUCGUAUACUUACGAUCACGACACAGGCAAGUUACAGUCCGAGAAAGGGGAACAGGUCACCUCCGGGUCAGAUAACGUAGACAAAGAAGAAAUCAAUCUCGCUCAUAGGGCAUCAGUCCCUGAACACUUCGAGGCGACGGAAAUUUAUCGUGAUUCUCUCAGCUCUGGUAGUCCGAUUAGCAACUUCGAUCGUUACGACCAUCAACCGUACAUUCAAGACGAGGCGAGCGACGCGGUUGAAGCGCUGACCGACGACACAUCGUCCUCAGAUGGAGAUAAUGACCCGGACGACAGUGACCCUGAGGACACGUCUGCUCAGCACUGGGUUCCUGACAGCAGGAAAACGCUAGCUGCUAAUUCCUACCAUUACACAUCUAGUGACAGCCACAGCGAAGAAAGUGCUCACAUCCCCAGUGACGAAGAAGACGAGUCUGUUGAUGACAACGAACAUGCCAGUUAUAUGGCCAGCAGGGAGUCUCCUGACGACGAAUCAGAUUAUGAUGACCUAGUAGACAGUAGGAGUAGUUAUAGUGAGAACAGUGACCAACAGGAACUAGAUGUCAAUAAAUACUAUACCAACGGACGCUAUGGCUAUGCAGCCGCUAUACCGAACUCGCAUCACGAUAGUUAUGUGGACGACGCCAGCCUUAGCAGCGACGAGAGUCUGGAUGGACAUAGCGGAGCGGCCCAGAACGAACACGAGUAUCUCCACUCAGAUUCGAAUCAUGAAUGGCAAGCAAUGGAUGGCUCAAGCUCAGAGGAAGACAGUGAUGAAUCGAUGAUUCAAGGUGAAAACAGCGCAAACAUCGAUAAGCCGUACUACGCUGUACACGGUGGUGUUGGAGCACAUCACUCAGAAGAUCAGAGCGCCCUGCGAGAGGAUGCGACUCAGUUUAGCUCGUACUCACAAGCUGGCCUCGACAAGAACAUGUACAAGCAAGAUAAUGACGGUCAUCUAGUAGACUUGCCCGACUCCGGACACAGUUCGAUGGCUAGCGCUUCUUCCGAAGAGCAUCCUUACGUCAAUGCGAUUGGGUCAGGUGAUGGGAGACAAGCUAGGCUUGAGCAUGCCGAUCGUGGCAAUGGUUAUAACCAGGUAGUGGACACGCACCCAAACUGGGACAGUCAUUCCCUUUCUGAAUCGGCAGAUACGACGAUUGACAGCUCCGAUAUAUCCGAUGAUGACCCUGAUGACUCCUCUGCAGAGAACCUCGAGGCGAUAUCGUCAUCUAGCAACCAGGUAGAGCAUCCACAACACUUGUCACACUACGCUGCCAGGGGGCACGAUUCGGAGCAAGAUGAAGUUUCUUCUGCUUACGAGCACCAUGGGGACUUCUCGGCCGACCCCCCUGACCAUGAUGAUGAUAAUGAUGAUGAUGACAGCGCGGCGAUUGAAAGCAAAGAAUAUAUGGGGAUGACAUCGCAUGCUUCCUCCCCAGACACCUCUGAUGUCACUUGGGGGGAGAGGGAGUUUCCAGCCUAUAAGGCGAAUCACCAUGAGCUCGUGUCCAGCGAGAACGAGAAUGGAAGAAGCGCGGUAGACGAAGGUCAUUCUGCACUCGGAUUCGUACCCAGAACCAACCCAUCCUCUGUCCACUCUACUCAAACCUACCGAAGACAAGAAUCCAUCCACCACUAAAAAUCACAUUUUGAGCCCUGGCAGGGCAGGAGGUUAAUGGCAAUAAAGCCUUUUCUGAUGUUUGGGGGUUAGUGGGAAAGGUUUAUUUUCUUUGCUUCAGACUAGUUUUCAGUUACUGACAGAACUGGUUGAAUACCAAACGAUAUUUAAUUACUCGAGAAUACGACAAGGAUGAUCAGCAGACGGAAAUUUUGGUCUCGGUUUGUAAGAGAACAGGUACAGGAGGAACGGUAACUGAAAAUCUAUUCAACGAGUUUUUUGGGAUUUUUUGGUUUUGUUUUUAUUUGCUUAAAUGCUCAGAGAUAAGUCAGUACAUGAGCCACCCGUGUAGCAGAGCACAAACGCACCCGCAUCCAACAAUUUCAGAAUUCGCGUUAGCAGACAGAUAAUCUUCUAGGCUGAUCAUUGUUUUGAACAGAGAGCCAGAUAAAUCUGGAAACAGCUACCGUUCACAUCUACGACUACCACAAAGCAUAAAAGUUCAUUGUAUUAAUUUCUGUUAUUGAGAUCACUAUAUUCAGUUGUAACAUAAGUUAGGAAUUCCACAAGACGAAAAAAAAUGUAAUUCUUUUUUUCGAUACAACAGUACUUAGCCGUUGUCUUCUUGCUCCCUUUUGGAAGUUUUGUCAUGCGAUGAUGAUGUCAGAAAACUUGACGACAGGGUGUAAUGACAUAACGAUGUACUGAUGUAAUGUUGUGAAAACCACUUACAAUAAAGUGUCCGUUACAGAUGGC